Ochotona curzoniae (black-lipped pika) is the source of this 249-nucleotide messenger RNA. RefSeq names its product chromosome unknown C5orf46 homolog (gene CUNH5orf46). The transcript has 3 exons. The coding region runs from base 1 to 249 and encodes 82 amino acids. NCBI's taxonomy places the organism in Eukaryota, Metazoa, Chordata, Mammalia, Lagomorpha, Ochotonidae. The record is from RefSeq and is a predicted model, not a curated record.
AUGGCUGUCUCAGUACUUCGGCUGACACUUGUCCUGGCAAUGUGUGCCUUAAUCCUGACCUGCCAUGCAGAUGACAAACCUGAGGACAAACCAGAUAAGAAGCCAGAUGACUCAGGCAAAAACCCAGAGCCAGAUUUCCCCAAAUUCCUAAACAUCCUGGGCACGGAAAUCAUUGAAAAUGCAUUUGACUUCAUCCUGCGCUCCAUGAGAAGGGGAACAGGAUAUGUGGAAUUUGAUGAUAAUCCAUAA